This is a messenger RNA of Centruroides sculpturatus (bark scorpion), 514 nucleotides long. RefSeq names its product A disintegrin and metalloproteinase with thrombospondin motifs 19-like. Gene Ontology annotation, molecular function: metalloendopeptidase activity. Gene Ontology annotation, cellular component: extracellular matrix. Gene Ontology annotation, biological process: extracellular matrix organization; proteolysis. The record is from RefSeq and is a predicted model, not a curated record. The coding region runs from base 47 to 514 and encodes 155 amino acids. Lineage: Eukaryota; Metazoa; Arthropoda; Arachnida; Scorpiones; Buthidae. The transcript is spliced from 5 exons.
UAGGAAAAAUAAAGAACCCAUUGUAGGAAUAGCUAAUGCUUUUUCAAUGUGUAAAAGUCAUAGCUGUGUUAUCGGUGAAGGCGUCACAUUUAACUCAGGCCUAACAUUAGCACAUGAAAUUGGUCACAGUUUAUCAAUGGAACAUGACGGUGAUGGAAAUUCUUGCGAUUCGUCGAAAUAUAUCAUGGCGGAAGAUAUUGGAAAAGGGCAGACAACUUGGUCCCGUUGCAGUGGUUUGUAUCUGAAAAGAUUCCUAAGAUCAUCACAAUCUAAUUGUUUAUAUAAAAAUAUUUCCAUGGUAAAGUACGAUCUGAUGUUUGAUAAUAAAUUACCAGGAGAAAAAUAUUCACCUGAUGCUCAAUGUCAAUUCACUGCAGGAAAGCAAUUCAAAGCGUAUUAUGACAAACCUGAAAACAUUUGUGAAUCAUUAUGGUGUUUGAGUCCAAAUGGAUGGAAAUAUCCAGUUCAUCCUGCUUUAGACGGAAGUUGGUGUGGUAUUUAUAAGGUAAGUUAA